Molecule: messenger RNA, 4892 nt
Organism: Miniopterus natalensis
Lineage: Eukaryota; Metazoa; Chordata; Mammalia; Chiroptera; Miniopteridae
Gene: PRDM1
Product: PR/SET domain 1
Biological process (GO): regulation of transcription by RNA polymerase II; cell fate commitment
Cellular component (GO): nucleus; cytoplasm
Molecular function (GO): protein binding; DNA-binding transcription repressor activity, RNA polymerase II-specific; RNA polymerase II cis-regulatory region sequence-specific DNA binding
Source: RefSeq, a predicted model, not a curated record
GUGUAGAGAUGAGCGACACUUAUCUCCGAUGUUGGAUAUUUGCUUGGAAAAACGUGUGGGUACGACCUUGGCUGCCCCGAAGUGUAGCUCCAGUUCUGUGAGGUUUCGAGGAUUGGCAGAGGGGAUCGAGGGGACCAUGAAAAUGGACAUGGAGGAUGCGGAUAUGACUCUGUGGACAGAGGCUGAGUUUGAAGAGAAGUGUACAUACAUCGUGAAGGAUCACCCCUGGGACUCCGGAGCCGACGGAGGGACCUCGGUUCAGGCAGAGGCAUCCUUACCCAGGAAUCUGCUUUUCAAAUAUGCCACAAACAGCAAAGAGGAGGUUAUUGGAGUAGUGAGUAAAGAAUAUAUACCAAAGGGAACACGAUUCGGACCUCUAAUAGGUGAAAUCUAUACCAAUGAUACAGUUCCCAAGAAUGCCAACAGGAAAUAUUUUUGGCGGAUCUACUCCAGAGGGGAGCUUCACCACUUCAUCGAUGGCUUUAAUGAGGAGAAGAGCAACUGGAUGCGCUACGUGAAUCCGGCACACUCUGCCCGGGAGCAAAACCUGGCUGCGUGUCAGAACGGGAUGAACAUCUACUUCUACACCAUUAAGCCCAUUCCUGCCAACCAGGAGCUUCUUGUGUGGUAUUGCCGGGACUUUGCAGAAAGGCUUCACUACCCUUAUCCUGGAGAGCUGACAAUGAUGAAUCUCACACAAACACAGAGCCACCCAAAGCAGCAGAGCACUGAGAAAAAUGACCUUUGCCCAAAGAAUGUCCCAAAGAGAGAGCACAGUGUGAGAGAAAUCCUAAAAUUGGACUCCAACCCCUCCAAAGGAAAGGACUUCUACCGUUCGAACAUUUCACCCCUCACUUCAGAAAAGGACGCCGACGACUUCAGGAAAAAUGGGAGCCCCGAAAUGCCCUUCUACCCCCGGGUGGUGUACCCGAUCCGGGCCCCUCUCCCGGAAGACUUUCUGAAAGCUUCCCUGGCCUACGGGAUGGAGAGGCCCACGUACAUCCCUCACUCCCCCAUCCCAUCCUCCACGACGCCCAGCCCCUCCGCAAGAAGCAGCCCCGACCAAAGUCUCCAAAGCUCCAGCCCGCACAGCAGCCCGGGGAACAUGGUGUCGCCCCUGGCCCCUGGCCCUCAAGAACACCGGGACUCUUACUCCUACUUGAACGCGCCCUACGGCCCCGAAGGCCUGGGCGCCUACCCCGGAUACGCGCCUCCCCCCCACCUCCCGCCAGCCUUCAUCCCCUCCUACAAUGCUCACUACCCCAAGUUCCUUUUGCCCCCCUACAGCAUGAACUGUAACGGCCUGAGCACCGUGGGCGGCAUCAACAACUUCAGCCUGUUCCCCAGGUUGUACCCCGUCUACAGUAACCUCCUGGGCGGGGGCAGCCUGCCUCACCCCAUGCUCAACCCGGCCACCCUCCCCGGCUCGCUGCCGUCGGAAGGCGCCCGGAGGCUGCUUCAGCCCGAACACCCCAGAGAGGUGCUGGGCCCGGCGCACCACAGUGCCUUCUCCCUCCCCGGGGCCGCCAGCCUGAAGGACAAGGUGUGCAGCCCCACCAGCGGGUCCCCCACCGCAGGGACAGCGGCCUCGGCGGAGCACGUGGUGCAGCCCAAAGCUACCUCAGCGGCGAUGGCGGCCCCCAGCAGUGACGAAGCCAUGAAUCUCAUCAAAAACAAAAGAAACAUGACUGGCUACAAGACGCUUCCCUACCCCCUGAAGAAGCAGAAUGGCAAGAUUAAGUAUGAAUGCAAUGUCUGCUCCAAGACUUUCGGCCAGCUCUCAAACCUGAAGGUCCACCUCAGAGUGCACAGUGGAGAGCGGCCUUUCAAAUGCCAGACUUGCAACAAAGGCUUUACUCAGCUCGCGCACCUGCAGAAACACUACCUGGUACACACAGGAGAAAAGCCACACGAAUGCCAGGUUUGCCACAAGCGAUUUAGCAGCACCAGCAAUCUCAAGACUCACCUGCGACUCCACUCUGGAGAGAAACCUUACCAGUGCAAGGUGUGCCCCGCCAAGUUCACCCAGUUCGUGCACCUGAAACUCCACAAGCGCCUACACACCCGGGAGCGGCCCCACAAGUGCGCCCAUUGCCACAAGAGCUACAUCCAUCUCUGCAGCCUCAAGGUCCACCUGAAGGGGAACUGUCCUGUGGCCCCAACCACGGGGCUGCCGUUGGAGGACCUGACCCGGAUCAACGAAGAAAUCGAGAAGUUCGACAUCAGUGACAAUGCCGACCGGCUCGAGGACAUGGAGGACAACAUCGAUGUGACCUCUGUGGUGGAGAAGGAGAUCCUGGCUGUGGUCAGGAAGGAGAAAGAAGAAACUGGCCUCAAAGUGUCUUUGCAAAGAAACAUGGGGAAUGGACUCCUCUCAGGGUGUAACCUCUAUGAAUCAUCAGACCUGUCCCUCAUGAAGUUGCCUCCCAGCAACCCACUACCUCUGGGACCUGUCAAGGUCAAACAAGAAACAGUUGAACCAGUGGAUCCUUAAGAUUUUCAGAAAACAAAGAAGUGUUUUUGUUUUGUUUCUUAACUUAUGACUUUGGCAAGUCAGGGUGCCUGUAGCAAAUUACUUGUACAUAGACCCCGGUUCUGCAAAGCUCUCCCCCACCUGUCUGGAAUCAAAGAAGGAUCUUCCAAAGUUACUGAAAUCUCAGGGCAUAAAUGAGGCAAAGACAAUAUAUAUACAUAUUAUAUAUACUUAUUUACACCCCAUAUAUAUAUAUAUAUUUGAACCUGUGUAUUUUGAAUAUUUUGUGUGAAUAUGUUUGCAUAGCCUUCCCAUUGCUAAGACUAUUACCUAGCCGUAAUUAUUUUUUUCAAUGAUAAUCCUCCAUAAUUUAUUAUACAAUUUACCACUUAAGAAGCAAUAAUUAAAAAAAGUUUACAAUGCCUGGAAAAAUUCCUUGUAAUUUGAGUAUAAAUGUUAUAUUUUUGUCUUGUGGCCAUUCUUUGUAGACAAUUUCUGCACAUCUGUUUAAGUAACUAAGAUUUAGUAUUCAAAUACAUUACUUCAGUCAACCUCCCUCUAUAGUAAUGGCUUGAAAAUGAGAUUUUGGUAUUGCCAAAGUUAGACAGCUGAUGUGUUAAUUUACAGGAGCAUAUCAUUUGAGCAGCAUUGUAUUACUUGGGGGUAUGUGAACAGAAUUACCCGAUAAUAACUUCAGUAGGAUAAACAAGAAAGGGAAUCUUGUAUGUUUCUGUAGAUAGCUCAGUUUUUUCCCCUAGCCACAGAUUUACUAGAAAGGUGACAAGGCUCUGCCAACCUCUCUCCCUCUCCAAAAAGCAGGGUCACCCCAACCCUGAAGUCAUGUGACCAUUCAGAGUGGCCAUGGACUUUUGCAUCCCACUUUAUUAUCUGAAAAUGUGAAGAAAACAAAAUGGCAUGUUUAAAACCACUGAGAAAUGUUCCCAAAGCACAGGUGGUUUUGUGUGUGUGAGGUUUGGGGGCUUGAGUCUGGGUGAUGUUUUUGUUGUUGUUUUUGUUAUGUCAGAAUUGCACAAACAUGGUGCUCUACCAGGAAGGAUUUGAGGUAGACAGGCUCAGGCCACACUUUAAAAAAAAAAACAAACCAAACUUAAAAAGCAAAAAAACAAACGGGUAUUCUCAUCUUAGGGUAAAAGCGGGUAAUGAGCAUUCCUAUCCCCAACACAUCAGUUGUAUUCUUUCUGUAAAACUCAAUUUUCCUCAGUAUUUGUGUUUUCACAUUUUAUGGUUAAUUUAAUUGAAGAUGAAAGGGCAUUGCAAAGUUAUUCAACAAUAAUUACCUCAUUGAGUGUGUCCAGUAGUGCAGGAAAUGAUGGCUUAUCUGAUGAUUUGCUACUCUAGACGAAACUAAGUGUGCUCCAGAAAGAAGCACGAUGCCAUUGUAGCUCUUACUCUGCUUAGCCCAAAGAUCACAUGUUGGCAUUCAAGGUGUAUGGAAGAAUGAUGUAUAUUUAUAAAUCUAUUUAUACCACUAUACCAUGUAUAUAUAAUAUAUUUAUAACCACUUAAAUUGUGAGCCAAACCAUAUAAAAGAACCUACUUUUCCUAUGGGCAAGAAAAAAAAAGAACAAAACCCUUUCUGAGACUUUGUUUAGCACUCGGUGACCUCACAAUCAUACUGAUGAGCUCGGGCACCCCUCACCCUUGUAAGAGACCCUAAAACCUUGGUGCAAAGGUGGAGAUCUCAACAACCAGGGAGAAAGAGAUUUUGCUUUUUUACUAUUAAGGACAAUCUAAGAUGGCUUUAUUGCUGUUUUGCGCCAUUAUGUGGUCACACCCAAGUCACAGAAAUAAAAAUCCCUUCAUUACUCCUUUACUAUUGUAAUUUUUUUUCUCUCUUCCUCUCCUUCCUAAAUAGCUGAUGGAUCACUAAUUGAUCUGGUUUAUAUAUAUGCAGCAUUCUUUUCAUGGCAACUAAUGUCAACUGCAGAAGAGAACAACAAAUUUAGGAUAAUCCAGGGACGCCCAAGAGCCUUACUGAUCUGUUCUUGUAGCAAACCUGAGUUUUUUAUGUAUCAUUGUUUGACAAACACAGUCCUUAAAUUUAUAGGUAAAUAAACCAAAGCAUCACACUGACAUUGACACCAAGUACUUCCUAUUCCCCACCGCUCAGUUGUCCUUUUUCCCUUUAUGUGGGAAUUUUUACCAAGACCUGCAUGGCGGCUUGAGACUUCCUGCUUCUCUGUAGCGUCCGACUUGCCCUCCUAGCCUCUUACGUCUGAAUGUUGGGCCCACAAUCAACAGUGGUUCUAUUUUUCCCCCUCAAAGUCAAAACUGACCAAAGUUACUGACAUUUUCCUUUGCUAGAACAACAAACUAUCUUAUGUUUACGUACUGGUUUACAUUGUUAUUUAUGUGCAAAUUGUCAAAAUGUAAAUUAAAUAUAAAUGUUCAUGCUCUA